ACACUAACGAUCUUUACCUAACCCUGACGACCUCCACAAAAAAAUUCUUUCUCUUGUCACACGAUACAUCCCAUCUAUAAUCCCAAACAGGCCACACACCAAAAAAAAACACAAAAAUUUCCGGGAAAAUCUUUCUACCACUUUCUAGACAUCCAAGCAAACAAAACAGAGAAGAAGCAAAACCCCGGAAACUCCCGAAAUCUCUCUGACAGAUAGAUGUCAACGUCCGGACAGCCACAAUUCCGAUACACACAAACACCAUCAAAGGUUUUGCAUCUGCGAAACCUUCCAUGGGAGUGCACAGAAGAAGAGCUUAUCGAGCUCUGUGAACCUUUCGGAAAGAUCGUCAACACUAAGUGCAAUGUCGGCAACAAUCGCAACCAAGCCUUCGUUGAAUUCGCAGAACAAAACCAGGCAAUACAAAUGGUAUCGUAUUAUGCGUCGUCGUCGGAGCCAGCGCAGGUUCGGGGUAAAACGGUGUAUAUUCAAUAUUCGAAUAGACAUGAAAUUGUGAACAAUAAGAGUCCAGGUGAUAAUCCUGGAAAUGUAUUGCUGGUUACCAUUGAGGGUGUUGAAGCUGGUGAUGUCAGCAUCGAUGUCAUUCACUUGGUGUUUUCUGCUUUUGGCUAUGUGCACAAAAUUGCUACUUUUGAAAAGGCUGCUGGUUUCCAGGCAUUAAUUCAAUUCACUGAUGCUGAAACUGCAUCUUCAGCGAGAAAUGCCUUGGAUGGGAGAAGUAUACCCAGGUACCUGCUUCCAGAGCAUGUUGGUUCCUGCAACUUACGCAUUUCAUAUUCUGCACAUACUGAUCUCAAUAUCAAGUUCCAGUCCCAUAGGAGCAGAGACUAUACAAAUCCGUAUCUUCCUGUGAAUCCUACUGCAAUUGACGGACCUGUUCAGUCUACUGUAGGUGCUGAUGGGAAAAAGAAAGAGCCUGAGAGCAAUGUACUUCUUGCAUCCAUUGAGAACAUGCAGUAUGCUGUCACCGUGGAUGUUCUUCACACGGUAUUUUCUGGAUUUGGUACUGUCCAGAAGAUUGCUAUAUUUGAGAAAAAUGGUGGAACACAGGCACUAAUUCAGUACCCAGAUGUUGCGACUGCAGCAGUAGCCAAAGAAACUCUGGAGGGACACUGCAUUUAUGAUGGUGGCUAUUGUAAGCUUCAUCUAUCAUACUCUCGUCAUACUGAUCUCAAUGUAAAGGCCUUUAGUGAUAAAAGUAGAGAUUACACCAUCCCGGAUGCAAGUUUUCUCACAGCACAAGCUCCUGGCCUCCACACUGCUCCCACAACUUGGCAGAAUCCUCAAGCUGGUUCAAUGUACCUUGGGAGUAACUAUGCCACCACAGCUGCUGCUCCUGCUCAAGUUCCUCCUGGGCAAGUGGCAGCUUGGGAUCCGAGUAUGCAGGCGGGUGGACCAGGCUAUUCAUCAGUUCGCGGUAUGUAUCCUGGUCAAACAUAUCCAACACCCCCAGCAUAUGCUUCCUCAGCACUACCUCCAGGUUCCUCUCCCCAUUCAUAUAGCAGCCCGAUUUCUCCUGGUGUGGCCUCCAUGGGAAUGACUCACCCAGGGGUGCAGCCAAACAUGCGACCUGGUGGGGCUUCACCUCCUGGUCAGACUCCAUAUUAUGGUCGAUGAUGAGGUAUCUUCCUCCUGAAAUUUUUUUUUUGCCUUCCAGCAGAAACAAGUUUCUGACAAAGAUGAUAAUUUGAUAUGCUGUGGGUUCACCUAUCUUGUGAGGCUUUGAUGUUUUAUUCAAAAGAAAAAAAAAAGUUUUUAACUAUUUCUACAUGUCUUUAUUUUCUGUCGUCUUGGAAUACAUUGCUGGAUGGAAUCUCUGUUCUCAGUCCUUAUCAAUGUUGUAAGCUUGUGAACUUGCUCCAGCUUUAUUUAGUGCAGCAUCAAUGUAGAAAACUACUCUUAAGCUUUA
Populus trichocarpa (black cottonwood) is the source of this 1927-nucleotide messenger RNA. Its product is annotated as polypyrimidine tract-binding protein homolog 1. Gene Ontology annotation, molecular function: mRNA binding. The record is from RefSeq and is a predicted model, not a curated record. Gene Ontology annotation, biological process: regulation of RNA splicing. The transcript is spliced from 10 exons. Lineage: Eukaryota; Viridiplantae; Streptophyta; Magnoliopsida; Malpighiales; Salicaceae. Bases 217 to 1635 code for a protein of 472 amino acids. Gene Ontology annotation, cellular component: nucleus.